UUGGACUCUGAGUUCUUACUCCACCCUUAAGAAGUUUAUCCACAUGUACAUGAAUUUGUAUUGCAGUCACACGAGGAGGGGGAUGAAGACAACGCAAAGUGGGUGGUUUACUUUAAGAAGUGUUUAGUUUAGAAGAGUAAGAGAGAGAGAGAGAGAGAGAGAGAGAGAGAGAGAGAGAGAGAGAGAGAGAGAGAGAGAGAGAGAGAGAGAGAGAGCUGAGGGGAAGGAAGUCAGAGAUCAGCACUCUACACACAUCUUACAUUGUUUUCUAGGACAUCUCAAGAACACAGAGAGGAGGAUUUAUCACAUUUUUCUACCCUUUCCUUUUAAUGAGAAAAAUGAAAUCCAUAAUACAGAGAUCGUUUUCAAACUUCUUCUUUGAAUACGAAACUCCUCGGCAGGUUCUGGUCAGGAACAGAAGAGUUGCACUUGUGUGCCGAAUCAUCCAGCUGGGCGUUCUAUCCUACAUCAUUGGGUGGGUGUUUAUGUAUGAGAAAGGCUACCAGACAGUGGACACUGCUAUAAGCUCCGUCUUCACCAAGAUGAAGGGUGUGUCCUACACAAAUAUCAGUAAAGUGGAGAGGAUAUGGGAUGCAGCCGAUUAUGUGUUUCCUGAACAGGGCGAUUCGUCUUUUGUUGUGAUGACCAACUACAUUUCCACUGUGGGACAGAAACAGGACACAUGUCCUGAGCUGCCAGAUGGGAAGAACAAGAACAAGUGCACCUCGGACACAGACUGUGAUGAGGGCAAAUACAAACGUACGGGAAAUGGGCACAUGACGGGCAAGUGUAACACCAACACCAGUACUUGUGAGAUCUACUCCUGGUGUCCUGUUGAAGACGACCGUCAAAUACCAGACCCUCCAAUCCUGCAGACAGCAGAAAACUACACACUGUUCAUCAAAAACUCCAUUACUUUUCGCCAGUUUAAUGUAGUAAGGAGUAACUUGGUGGAGAGUGUGGACCAGAAUUACAUCAAUAGCUGUUUGUAUCACCCCAAGACUGAUCCACUGUGUCCUAUCUUCAGAUUGGGAGACAUUGUUGAGCGUUCCGGGCUCAAUUUCUCUGACAUAGCUCGUGUGGGUGGUGCUAUAGGCGUCCUCAUUGACUGGGACUGCAAUCUGGACCUAAGUAUCAGACAUUGCAAACCAAAGUAUGAAUUCUAUGGUCUUUAUGGAACAGGGAAAAAUGAAAAAGUGGAGAAACCAUCAUUGGGAUACAAUUUUAGAUUUGCUAAAUAUUAUAUGGAGAAUAAAGUGGAGAAGAGAACACUAAUGAAGGUGUUUGGUGUACGGAUAGACAUCAUUGUUCAUGGACGGGCAGGAAAAUUUGAUAUCAUUCCAACGCUGACGGCCAUAGGCUCAGGAGUAGGAAUCUUUGGAGUGGCCACCGUCGUGUGCGAUUUGCUCCUUCUAUAUUUACUUCCAAAGAGAGAUUUCUACAAAAGUAUGAAAUUCAAGCAUACAGAAGUCCAGGAAGCGAAGCCAGCCGUGCCCCCGUCACAGAAAGAAAGAGAACUACCAAAGGAGUGAAGUCAAGACGGCUGCCACGAUGACUGACUAACGUUACUGCACUGAAAACAAAACAACACCUCAACACUGGAGCAUAAGCAAGACGGCCAGACAACUGUCUAACAUCACUUUUCCUUUCUAAAGGACAUUUCCUUCCCAAACUACUGAGAAAAUAUAUCUAAUCACUGUUUUGAUUCAAGACGCAUCUCCACUAGGUGUGUUAAUAUUGAGAGGCUCAGGAC
Molecule: messenger RNA, 1753 nt
Organism: Rhinichthys klamathensis goyatoka
Lineage: Eukaryota; Metazoa; Chordata; Actinopteri; Cypriniformes; Leuciscidae
Gene: p2rx1
Product: purinergic receptor P2X, ligand-gated ion channel, 1
Exons: 13
Coding region: 330-1532 (400 amino acids)
Biological process (GO): monoatomic cation transmembrane transport; response to ATP
Cellular component (GO): nuclear inner membrane; plasma membrane
Molecular function (GO): extracellularly ATP-gated monoatomic cation channel activity; ATP binding; purinergic nucleotide receptor activity
Source: RefSeq, a predicted model, not a curated record